GCCGAGCUAGAUCAAAGAAGUGGGACGCGUUGAAGGCGAUCGUGAUAUUGGCAUGCGGAGCCCUCGCUCUCAGGCAGGUGUCGCUCAUGAUCGACGAAUACUUGUCCUUCCCGACCAACACGUUGUACAUGACGGAUUACAUCGGCUCGAUCCCGGCUCCGGCGUUUACAAUCUGCCCGAGACCGUCGCUGAAGGCGGCUUUCGCGAGGGAAUGGUCUCAAAAUUAUAAGAAAUUCAAAGACGCUUCCCUGUCUUUAGCUGAUUUCGUCUUACAGGCGGGACGAAGGCCCAUCCAGGUUUUCGUGCACGAUCAGAAGGAGAAAUUCGCAUAUUUGGAAUCCUUUAAGCCCGAGCACGUGCUCGUUCUCAACAACACCGUUACCAACAUUGCCAUUCGUCCUGAGUUCAUUCAGAAACAGAACAAAAAGGACGACCCCUGCACCUUGGAUGAGGACUACAGCUACAUGCGGUGCAUUGAAAACUGCUUCUGGAAACGGGCACAGACUUCCCCACGCCUACCGUGUUUGAUCCCUUCCCUCCUGCCUGACGGAGCGAAUCUGACGAAACCAGAAUGCCAAGAUAAGAAUGAAGAAGACAAGCAGCAAACGUACAUAUCUGGGACCGGAAGCAACAUUUCGUUGUGGAGCAACUGCAGCUGUGUCAAGAGGUGCAAGUUGAUCGACUAUCAUUUAUUUCUGAAUCCAGUGAAUCCCUGUGAGUGGAGGGCAGGGCAAGGGAACGCGACCGGUCUUGCUAGUCUCAUGUUCAGUUUCCCAUCGAAUCGGAUGGCACACAUCCUUGAGAUGGAGAAGGUGACCCUCCUGGAUCUCCUGUCCAACAUCGGCGGAAUCGCUCCUGCUUCCGGGCAAAAGGUGGACUUGACGAAUGUAUCAACUGUGAUGGGAGAGACCAUCAUUCCCAUUAAAGACGACGCAAGUUAUUGGAGUGAGCGAACAUUUGCCGAAAUGCAAGCGGAUCGAGAGUACUUCAAGUGCUUCACGCUGUACUUGGACCAAGAGAUAGACACUGGGCAAAGCACUUGCUCGAACAAAACCUUCAAAUUCGAUUUCAAGGCGAUCAGGGAUAUAUCCGAAGACCAAAAGAAAAAAGAAGUCGACUUUUUCUUUCUGAAGGAGAUCCAGGUUUUCGUGCACGAUCAGAAGGAGAAAUUCGCAUAUUUGGAAUCCUUUAAGCCCGAGCACGUGCUCGUUCUCAACAACACCGUUACCAACAUUGCCAUUCGUCCUGAGUUCAUUCAGAAACAGAACAAAAAGGACGACCCCUGCACCUUGGAUGAGGACUACAGCUACAUGCGGUGCAUUGAAAACUGCUUCUGGAAACGGGCACAGACUUCCCCACGCCUACCGUGUUUGAUCCCUUCCCUCCUGCCUGACGGAGCGAAUCUGACGAAACCAGAAUGCCAAGAUAAGAAUGAAGAAGACAAGCAGCAAACGUACAUAUCUGGGACCGGAAGCAACAUUUCGUUGUGGAGCAACUGCAGCUGUGUCAAGAGGUGCAAGUUGAUCGACUAUCAUUUAUUUCUGAAUCCAGUGAAUCCCUGUGAGUGGAGGGCAGGGCAAGGGAACGCGACCGGUCUUGCUAGUCUCAUGUUCAGUUUCCCAUCGAAUCGGAUGGCACACAUCCUUGAGAUGGAGAAGGUGAGGGAGGACCUAGAGGACAGGUUG
Molecule: messenger RNA, 1685 nt
Organism: Darwinula stevensoni
Lineage: Eukaryota; Metazoa; Arthropoda; Ostracoda; Podocopida; Darwinulidae
Source: the annotation of a GenBank genome assembly